GCUGCUUUCUGAGUCUGAUUUUUGUCAUCUGUAAAUUAGGACAAUGAUACCUAUCUUUCUAGAAUAGUGUGGAAAUUAAGUAAAAUAAUAUACGCCGAAGGCCUUACCACCCUGUCUGCUGUGCUGGGGGCAGUGCUGUUACUCUUGUCACCUGACCUGACCCACCUUUCCGUCUGUGUGAUGUGUCCUUCCUCACAGGAAUGGUCAGGCUCUCUGAACUGAAAUCCACAGCUCAGAAUUCCAGGCCCACCAAGGCCACCACGGCCUUGCCAGAUGACAUCAUCACCCAGCGAGAAGACACAAAGCAGCCUGGGGAGGACGACGAGGAGGACGAGCAGGAGGAGGACGAUGAGGAGCAGGAGGCAGUGGUCCCGGGGAGCCGGCCACGGAGGCGAAGGCCAGCCAAGCCGCCUGAGGCCACAGCAAAGGUGGAGCCAGAGGAGAAGUUCAGAGGGAAGAGGCAGAAGGACUUUGAUAUAUCAGAACAAAGGGAAUCCAGUGAUGAGGAGAGCCAGAAGAAAGACAGAACUCGUGCUGCCGAGGAGCCAUGGACUCAGAGUCAACAGAAACUUCUGGAAUUAGCAUUACAGCAGUACCCAAAGGGAUCCUCUGACCGCUGGGACAAAAUAGCCAAAUGUGUCCCGUCUAAGAGUAAGGAAGACUGUAUCGCUAGAUACAAGUUGCUGGUUGAACUGGUCCAAAAGAAAAAACAAGCUAAAAGCUGAAUAUUCUGGAAGAUGAUGUUCACCUUCAUUUUCCAAAAUGAUUAUUUUAAAAGUCUUAUGCAGAAAUUUACAUUUUGUACCUCAGUAUUUCUAAACGUCAUGUGCCUUAGUAAAAAAAAAAAAAAAAUUAAAAAAAAA
Messenger RNA from Ailuropoda melanoleuca (giant panda), 863 nucleotides. RefSeq names its product dnaJ homolog subfamily C member 1-like. Lineage: Eukaryota; Metazoa; Chordata; Mammalia; Carnivora; Ursidae. The record is from RefSeq and is a predicted model, not a curated record. The transcript is spliced from 2 exons. Gene Ontology annotation, cellular component: endomembrane system. Bases 201 to 725 code for a protein of 174 amino acids.